AUGUUUGGGCAUUGGGUAUUUGAAGAUUUGGUUAAUUAUGGGUUGGGGGUAGUGAAAGUUCUAGGAUGGAUGGUUGGAGUACGGACUGUUCUGGCUGUGUUGGGGGGAUUGAGUAUGCAAGGUGUGCGUUGGGUGGUGAAUCGGCGGAUUUUAAGGGCUAAGCAAGGACGGUGGGCGAUAAUUACGGGGGCGACGGAUGGAAUUGGGUUAGGGAUAGCUCGGGAGAUGGCUCGGGUAGGGAUUAAUUUAGUCCUGAUUAGUCGGACGGAAGCUAAACUUAAGGAAGUAGCUAAGGAGUUAAGUAAGUUGGUGGAGGUUAAGAUAGUAGUGAUUGACUUUACGAUGGAGGUAGAUUUUAGUCGGGCUUUAAGUGGGGUCCGUGGCCUGGAGAUUGAUAUUUUAGUGAAUAAUGUAGGUAUUAAUGGGAGUAAACCUAUGUUGUAUACUGAACAUAGUUUAGGGAGUGAGCGGGAUAUUAUAGAGGUUAAUUUAGUGAAUACAUUGAAGAUUACGCGGGAGUAUAUUUCUUGGGAGAGUACGCCGCGGAGUAAGAAGUAUGUUUUGAGUGUAGGUUCAAUGUUAGGCUGGAUGCCUAGUCCGUACCAGCAGAUUUAUGCGGGAACAAAGGCCUUCUUGCAACUAUGGUCUGAAAGUGUGCAGGCGGAAGGAAGUAAUUACCACUUUGAAGUUUUAAUGACCGGAUUGGUUUGUAGUAAGUUAUCGGGGGCUAAACGGCCGGGUUUCUUUGUACCAUCUGCUGAUACGUAUGGCCGGUGUUGUGUUCAUGCGUUUGGUGCGGCUGCAGUUACUUAUGCUUACAUUCCGCAUGCGAUUCAGGCGUAUGUCCUUGGGCUGUUACCACGGGCCGUGAUUGGUUUGGCUUCCAAUCGAGUUGCCCAUAUCAUGCGGGCUAAACUGCAAGCCCGGGAAGACCGGGCCAAGAAGGCCAGUUAA
Molecule: messenger RNA, 954 nt
Organism: Nematocida homosporus
Lineage: Eukaryota; Fungi; Microsporidia
Product: 17beta-estradiol 17-dehydrogenase / very-long-chain 3-oxoacyl-CoA reductase
Exons: 1
Coding region: 1-954 (317 amino acids)
Molecular function (GO): oxidoreductase activity
Source: RefSeq, a predicted model, not a curated record